Molecule: messenger RNA, 1289 nt
Organism: Talpa occidentalis (Iberian mole)
Lineage: Eukaryota; Metazoa; Chordata; Mammalia; Eulipotyphla; Talpidae
Gene: HEMK2
Product: N-6 adenine-specific DNA methyltransferase 1
Exons: 6
Coding region: 1-645 (214 amino acids)
Biological process (GO): methylation
Cellular component (GO): eRF1 methyltransferase complex
Molecular function (GO): S-adenosylmethionine-dependent methyltransferase activity; nucleic acid binding; protein methyltransferase activity
Source: RefSeq, a predicted model, not a curated record
AUGGCGGCGCACAGCUUCCCCACGCCGCUGCAUGGGCACGUGGGCCGCGGCGCCUUCAGGGACGUGUACGAGCCCGCGGAGGACACGUUCCUGCUGCUGGACGCGCUGGAAGCGGCGGCGGCGGAGCUCACGGGAGUGGAAAUAUGCCUUGAAGUGGGGUCAGGGUCGGGAGUUGUAUCCACAUUCCUAGCCUCUAUGAUAGGUCCUCAAGCGUUGUACAUGUGCACUGAUAUCAACCCUGAGGCAGCAGCUUGCACCCUGGAGACAGCACGCUGUAACAAUGUUCAUCUUCAGCCAGUAAUCACAGAUUUGGUCAAAGGCUUGCUACCAAGAUUAAAGGAAAAAGUUGAUCUUCUGGUGUUUAAUCCCCCCUAUGUAGUGACUCCUCCUGAAGAGGUAGGAAGUCAUGGAAUUGAAGCCGCUUGGGCUGGUGGCAGAAAAGGUCGAGAAGUCAUGGACAGACUCUUUCCACUGGCUCCAGAUCUCUUGUCACCUGGAGGCUUAUUCUACUUAGUUACCAUUAAAGAAAACAAUCCAGAAGAAAUUUUGAAAACAAUGAAGACAAAAGGUCUACGAGGGACCACUGCACUUUCCAGGCAAGCAGGUGGAGAAAUCCUAUCAGUCCUGAAGUUCACCAAGUCUUAAUGUACAGUCUGCUGCAUAUCUUGAAAAAUCUAGAGAUAUGUUUUGAUUGAUAUGUUUUAUAUUGAAUAUAUUGAAUAUAUGUAUAUUGAAUAUAUGUAGAAGCUGAAGGUAUUCAGCAUAUUUUGAAACUAAAUCAUUUCUUAAUGAGUAAAAUUAUGAGAAAUUCAUAGAUAGAAUCAAGAGUUCAUAGGUAGAAUCAAGAGUUCCUUUUACCCAGGAGAGAUCUAUCUUAUUUGUACAGGCGCGCGCGCGCACACACACACACACACACACACACACACGCGAUCUAAUUUACAUUUUAUAUGUAAAUGGUAUUUAUAAAUUAAAGAAGAUUCAGCUCAGCAUUACCUGUAAUAGCAGAACAAUGAAGUCAACCUAAAUGUCCCAUCAGUAAAGGGUUUGGUAAAUCAUAGUAUAGCCAUGCCACAGAGCAUGAGUAACAUUCCCAGCCCCUAAACAUGAGUCAGGUAUAUAGUGAACCAGAAAGGGUUCAUAAUGUACUUAUGAGUGAGAAAAAGCAAACUGCAAAAUAGUACUAUCAAUAUGUAUAUUUCUGAAAAGUCAGAGAAGGCAUGUUUGAAUGUGUAUAUAGGAAAGUCUGGGAAGUUAAACAAUGGGUGGGAAUGGAGAAACUUUCACAUUAU